This is a messenger RNA of Malassezia vespertilionis, 1065 nucleotides long. RefSeq lists its product as uncharacterized. The record is from RefSeq and is a predicted model, not a curated record. NCBI's taxonomy places the organism in Eukaryota, Fungi, Basidiomycota, Malasseziomycetes, Malasseziales, Malasseziaceae. The coding region runs from base 1 to 1065 and encodes 354 amino acids. The transcript is spliced from 2 exons.
AUGUCGUGGGACCUCAAGCCACGCUCGCAGUGGCUCGAUCGUGUCGUGUUUCUCGGCACUGGCACGAGCUCGCAAGUGCCUGCAAUAUCAUGUGUCACCGACGGCGCAGCAGGUACAGCUACAUGCGAAACAUGCGCGGAUGCACUGCGUCCUGCGAGCAAAAACCGGCGCGGCUGCACGAGUGCCAUGGUGCUUGGCAGCGCGUCAAACGAGGAGACAUGCAUUUUGAUUGACUGCGGAAAAUCAUUCUACGAGUCUACGCUGCGUUACUUUCCUGCCCAUGGCCUGCGCCGCAUCGACGCGGUACUUCUGACGCACGCGCACGCAGACGCGAUUCUGGGUCUGGACGACUUGCGCAGCUGGACGAUGGGCGGCGUAAUACAGGAGCACGUUGAUGUGUAUCUCACGCAGGAGUGCAUGGAUACGGUGAGGCAUACAUUCCCCUACCUGAUUGACAAGUCUUUCAUUACGGGCGGCGGCGACGUCGGUGCACUCCGCUGGCACAUUAUCACCGCCGAUGCGCCAUUUUCGGUGGGCCGGUACCAAGUGCCUGUUAUGCCGCUCCCUGUGGAGCACGGAUUCGCUGGGAAAGAUAAGAAACCGUUCGAGUGCCUUGGAUUCCGGAUCGAUUCAAUGAGCUACGUGAGCGACUGUCGUAUCGCGGGAAGUACGCUGUACAUUGUCGACGGCCUGAAACUAUCGCGCCAUGCAAGCCAUUUCAGCAUUCCCCAGGCAAUUGUGUCCUCGGUGGAACUGGGCGCGCUAGAUAUACCGCCGCAGCUGACGCUGAUAACCGAUUUGACACACCGCACCGAGCACUACAAGACCGAGCGGCAGCUACAGACCGUGGUGCAUGCACUCGAUGCGUAUUUGGCCGCGCACCCCGAUACCGAUAUGCACUCGCCUUGGUGGGAGCAUGUGUGGGAUCCUGACUCAAACGAGCGCAAAGAAAUGCUUGCACCACGGCAGUCCGCAGCUAUACCGCCCAAAACACAGCCGAUGCACAUCGCGCCCAUUCACCUCGCGUUUGACGGCCUGUGCGUAACCUUCACCAAAUGCACGUGA